AUGUCCUCCGCAAACGCCAAUGGCGCGAACGACAUCAACAACAAGUCGCUGCUGAGCCUGCUCGAGAGCCUGCACCCCGACAAGAGGCACGUCUUCCUGCAGCCGGACGAGUCCCUCCCCACGAGCUCGCUCAAUGUGGUCAAGGAGACGCUGGAGGGAUUCGCGGCCGAGGUUGGCGAGGAGCAGGAGGCGAGGCUGAAGGAGAGCCGGAAGCGCAAGAGGGAAAGCGGACUGGGAGGGAGGAGGGGUGAGAUUGAGGUGUUGAAGCUGAGGAAGGUGUACGUGGAUGGGUUCGAGACGGAGCAGGUGUGGCAGCAGGCGAGGAGGAUCAUUACGAGCGUUUUGAAGUUUUCGGGGGGCGUGUUGGAUGAGUUGGAGGAGAAGGGGGAGGUUGUUGCUGGGGAGAAGGGCGAUGAUGGCCUUGGUGAUGCUGAGGAGGUUGAUGCUGAGGAACAAGAUGAAGACGAGGAUGAAGAUGAGCUCGAUGGCGAAUUGGAUGAGGAUGAGCUGGAGGAUGACGAGCUCGAUGGCGAAGACGAAGAAGACAUUGAGGCACUGGAGAAUGGCCUCGAAGAGGACCUCAGUGGACUUGACGAAGACGAGGAAGAGGAAGAAGACGAAGAUGAAGAGGAGCAACAAGGCCAAGAAUACGUCGAAGACCCCGACGGCCUCAACGACGGCUUCUUCAACAUUGACGAGUUCAACCGGCAAUCGCAGUACUUUGAAGAGCAAGACGCAAGAGGCGACCCCAACACCGACCGAGCCAGCGACGACGAAGAAAUCGACUGGGAUGCAGACCCAAUGACACAAUCCACCGCUGGCUCCAAAAUGGCCGGCCGCAAUGGCAAGUCACAAGACGGCGCAAAAGACCAGCUAAAAGAUGAAGACGAGGACGACGAAGAGGAGGACGGCCCAACUUUUGGCGACAUGGCGCUUGACGCACCUGAAGGCGCGAGCGACGAUGAAUUUGACGGCGACGAGGAGGCUGCGGACGACGAAGGCCUGGACCUCAACGCAAACGGCAUCUACUACAAGGACUUUUUUGCGCCGCCGCCCCGCAAGAGCAAAGGCGGCAAGCCCAAGAAGAGCGUCCACUUCAAGCCCGAGCAGCCCGCUCAAGAGGACGUCGACAGGGCCAUGGCGGAUGUGCGCCGAGAUCUCUUCGACGACGAGUCGGACAACGACGACUCCGAAGAUGCGCUGUCCGACGUCUCGGCGGGCGACCCCAAGUCCCGGCGAUCCGCCCACGAGCGACGACAAGCCAAGCUGGCCGAGGAGAUUCGCAAGCUGGAGGCGGCGUCGGUGGCGAAGCGCGAGUGGACGCUCUCCGGAGAAGCCGCCGCGGCCGACCGGCCCCUCAACUCCCUGCUGGAGGAGGACCUCGACUUUGAGCACGUGGGCAAGCCGGUGCCCGUCAUCACGCCCGAGGUGACGGAGGGCAUCGAGGACAUGAUCAAGCGGCGCAUCCUGGCGCAGGAGUUUGACGAGGUGCUCCGGCGGCGGCCCGACGCAGAGGCGGUGCCGAGCGGGACGCGCCGCGGCAUGGUCGAGCAGCUGGACGACAGCAAGCCGAGCAAGGGGCUGGCGGAGGUGUACGAGGAGGAGCACGUCAAGAAGGCCAACCCGGACGCCUACGUCAGCCAGUCGGACGAGAAGCUGCAGCGCGAGGAGCGCGAGAUCGAGGCCCUGUGGAAGGACGUCUCGGCGCGCCUCGACGCCCUCAGCAGCUGGAACUACCGGCCCAAGCCCGCGGCGCCGAGCGUCUCCGUCGUCGCCGACGUGGCCGCCGUCGCCAUGGAGGACGCCCAGCCGACGACGGCCUCGGCCAUCUCCGGCGAGCAGAGCCGCAUGGCGCCCCAGGAGGUGUACAAGGCCGGCGCGCAGAAUGCCGCCCCCGGCGAGAUUGUCACGAGCGCCGGCUUGCCCGUCGCGAGGCAGGAGAUGUCGCGCGAGGACAAGGUGCGCAGACGGCGUCGCGCAAAGGAGCGCAUCCGCAAGGCUGGCGCGGACGGUGCUGCUGCUUCUACUACUUCUGGCGCUGCUGGUGGUGCUGCAAAGAAGACGCUGUCUACAAAGGCCAAGAUGCAGCGCGAUACGAUUGCAGAGCUGAAGAAGGGAGGCGUCAAGGUGAUUAACCGCAAGGGCGAGAUUACCGACGUCGAGGGCAAGAAGACCAAGGUUGCGGCCAAGGUUGUUUCCGGAGGCAGCUUUAAGCUGUAA
Messenger RNA from Trichoderma reesei QM6a, 2220 nucleotides. RefSeq lists its product as uncharacterized. The record is from RefSeq and is a predicted model, not a curated record. Gene Ontology annotation, cellular component: Mpp10 complex; sno(s)RNA-containing ribonucleoprotein complex; nucleus. Lineage: Eukaryota; Fungi; Ascomycota; Sordariomycetes; Hypocreales; Hypocreaceae. The coding region runs from base 1 to 2220 and encodes 739 amino acids. The transcript has a single exon. Gene Ontology annotation, biological process: rRNA processing.